ACUUCAAAGCUUUCGGAGCCAAUUAAUUUCAGAUGUUGAAAACGUACGUCACGUGACAAUACGGGUGCAUCAUGGCGACCGCGUCUAUAUGGUUUUAUAUUACGGUAAUGCGAUAUCUUGCUUUUAAAAUGUUGAAUCAGCUGAAAACAAGGCAUUGUGCGUCUUGUUAUGGCUUCGACAAGUUCGGCCGACGAUGUAGAAAGUCAAUUUCCCAGUAUUCUGGCGUCUGGAGCAAAAGAGGACGAUUUUCAGCAGACCAUUGAGUUGCUGCAAAUCGACGCAGAAGAGGUAUCUGACGAAAUAUCGCAUUCUGUGGCAGAGCUUGAAGGUUUGAAGCAAUAUUCAUGUGCGCAUUGCUCUAAAGUGUGCAAAUCAAAAGGUGGACUUACAAGACAUACCCGGAGCAAGCAUUUGACUAGCGAAUCCGAAACAACGUCUUCCAAGGCAAAGCAUGAGUCGAAGCAAAUACCUACAUACGUUUCAGAGGAGUCUGCCUUAACGUUGAUUCGCGAGAUUGGAAAAUACUUGACUGAUGAAAAGAUUUAUCCAGCGAAACAAGUAGCUGAUGUAUUUACGUUGAAACCCAGUGAGUCGUUUAUAAAAUGUGUGAAUGCUUUGUUGCACAAGUUUCACCGUAAAAAAGAUCGUGACAAGUUUAUGAAAGCGUUCUUCGGGAACAUGUAUGGCUCGUGGAAGGAGUAUUUUCAUCCGUGCAAUGAUCACAAAGUUGUCUUUCUCAUGCUAGUAAACCUGCCUGAACGUUUGUUAACUACACUGAAGGAUGAUGGUUCUCAAGAAAUAGAGAAUGAAUCUAUCACACCAGAGGAACUUGGACCCCUUUCCUAUGUUGCUGGAUAUGUAAUUCAGUCAUUAUAUCGAAAAAGCAACAAAUCCAAAGAGGCAGAUUCUGAAAGAAACCAGGAAAUCCAGGUGUUGUUACUUUCAAUUAAAGUUCCAACUGAAGAAAAUCAAUACAUUUUUUCACUAUCAAGGGGAGCUCUUUGGGCACCGAAUUCCUGGCUCAUAAAAAUAGCAGAAAUUGCUGAACUGUCUUUUAGGAGGCAAACAAAAAUUGGUAAACCCACAUCAUUACCUGUGGAUAGGAUUAUAGAAGAUGUCAUUACUUCUCCACUGGCAAAAUCUCUGUGGAGCAAUAUUGUUGAGAAUUGUGAUAUUGCAGUUUCAAAAGAAUGUCAGUCUUUGUGUUUUGAAAACAUUGUUAAACUUUAUGCAACUGUGAGAGCUUUCUCUUUUGCAAGAGAUAUCGUGAACAAGUACAAAUUACUUGAAAAAGCACAGAAGAGCAAGGCAUUACGGAAACAGUUAAAAGUUGAAAGUAAAUAAUUGUACAUACAGUAUAUCAUUUGCCUGUUAUUGUUAAUGUUGCCUCAGAAAACAUGAACUAGCCGUUUAUAUAAGAUGUUGAGAAAUGAGAAUACAUAUCAGCUGCAGAAUCAGCCCCCAAUCAUGUAGUCCUGCUAAGCAAAAAUCACUAUUCAUAAU
Messenger RNA from Dendronephthya gigantea, 1503 nucleotides. RefSeq lists its product as uncharacterized. The record is from RefSeq and is a predicted model, not a curated record. The transcript is spliced from 3 exons. Bases 169 to 1344 code for a protein of 391 amino acids. NCBI's taxonomy places the organism in Eukaryota, Metazoa, Cnidaria, Anthozoa, Malacalcyonacea, Nephtheidae.